AUUAGUGGUCUCUGGAGCUUCAUGGAAACAAACACACUUUAGGCCUACUGCAAGUUCAUUUCUUUGUCACUUUCUACCAGACAAUUUUAACUUGCUCAUGCUUGCUAUCUGUGAUCUGGAUAAAUUGAGUGAAAAAAUGUUUUUUCUGGAAGUAAUGUCCUUGGGCCCUGCAAGUCUGGUAAAGUUUGCUAAAUAUUGUGAAAUCUAGGCUACUUCCUGGGAAUGUCUUUUUUUGUCUUUCUCUUUUAGUGAGAGGUGUGUCUACUUGUGAAAUAUUUGUUUGUUGUGUAACCCAUACCUAACUGACAUUAUAGACCUAUGCCCAGCGCUUCUAAAAGAGAAAGAAACAAUGUUAAACCAAAGCAGGAUCCUUAUAAAAGGAGGGAAAAUUGUGAACGAGGAUUGCUCCAUUAUCAGCGAUGUCUACGUUGAAGACGGAAGAAUUAAAGAAGUCGGAUUAAACCUCCAAAUCCCGGCUGGAGUUACCGUUAUAGAUGCCACCGAUAAACUGGUGAUACCGGGUGGUAUCGAUACCCAUACCCACAUGGAGUUGGAAUUUAUGGGCACCAAAGCAGUAGAUGAUUUCCAUAUUGGAACUAAGGCUGCCCUGGCAGGAGGGACCACCAUGAUCCUAGACUUUGUGAUCCCCCAGAGAGGCACGUCCCUGCUGGAGGCCUAUGAUAGGUGGAGGGACACGGCUGACGCCAAGGUCUGCUGCGACUACUCCCUCCAUGUGGCAGUCACAUGGUGGAGCGACAAGGUCAAAAAGGAAAUGGAGACUUUGACCAAAGAGAAAGGUGUCAACUCCUUCAAGAUGUUCAUGGCAUACAAGGAUGUGUUCAUGCUUCAAGACCAUGAGCUGUAUGCUGCGUUUUCCCAAUGCAAAGAGAUUGGAGCUAUAGCCCAGGUGCACGCAGAGAAUGGAGACCUUAUUGCAGAGGGGGCUAAGAAGAUGCUGUCCCUGGGCAUCACAGGUCCGGAGGGUCAUGAGUUGUGUCGUCCUGAAGAGGUGGAGGCUGAGGCCACCCAGAGAGCCAUCACCAUCGCCCACGCUGUCAACUGCCCGCUCUAUGUUGUCCACGUCAUGAGCAAGUCUGCCGCUAAGGUGGUGUCCAACGCACGCAGAAAUGCACCCCNGGUGUUUGGAGAGCCCAUAGCAGCAGGACUGGGUACAGAUGGCACCCACUGCUGGCACAAAGACUGGGCCCACGCUGCCAAGUUCGUCAUGGGCCCACCUCUGAGGCCCGACCCCAGCACCCCGGGAUACCUUAUGGACCUAUUGGCAAAUGAUGACCUCAGCGUGACUGGGACAGACAACUGCACAUUCUCUGUGUGUCAGAAGGCCCUGGGCAAAGACGACUUUACAAAGAUCCCCAACGGAGUCAACGGAGUGGAGGACAGGAUGUCUGUCAUUUGGGAGAAGGGCGUUCACAGCGGGAAAAUGGACGAGAAUCGAUUUGUAGCUGUCACCAGCAGCAAUGCAGCGAGAAUCUUCAACUUCUACCAGAAGGGAAAGAUCGCUAAGGGAUGUGACGCUGAUGUGGUCAUAUGGGACGCUAAGGCAACCAGGAAGAUCUCUGCAGCUACGCACCACCAGGCUGUGGAUUACAACAUCUUUGAGGGCAUGGAAUGCCACGGUGUUCCCGUGGUGACCAUCUCCAGAGGGAAGGUGGUCUAUGAGAGAGGUCAGCUGAAGACCCAGCCAGGACAGGGCCGCUUCGUCCCCAGACAGCCCUACGCGGAGUUCAUCUACAAACGAGUCAACCAGAGGGAACAGGUGGGACAGCCUAGUCCUGUAAUCAGGAAGCCUUAUGAUGGUGAAAUCAUCGCCAUAUAAAGGAAUGGAACUCUUCAUGAAAGAGACUGUUUAGCUCAGGAUCUACAUGCAAAAUGUUCUGUGAAUUUUGUUAUGCUGGACCAAGAUAAAAUGCAUGUUUGUUUGAAUGCAGAUGCCAGUCAAUGUUUUGAUUCUGAUGAUAUUAUGUUGCCAAACUAUUUAGUACAAUUUAUACAAUUGCAUAACAUGUAUUAUGUUAUUACUAUGUGAAAUAAACACUUGCAUCGUUAUAUUUGARGAUGAUGGUGAUGAUGAUGCCCAUUUAAA
Salvelinus sp. IW2-2015 is the source of this 2104-nucleotide messenger RNA. RefSeq names its product dihydropyrimidinase (gene dpys). Gene Ontology annotation, biological process: pyrimidine nucleobase catabolic process. NCBI's taxonomy places the organism in Eukaryota, Metazoa, Chordata, Actinopteri, Salmoniformes, Salmonidae. The record is from RefSeq and is a predicted model, not a curated record. Gene Ontology annotation, cellular component: cytoplasm. Gene Ontology annotation, molecular function: dihydropyrimidinase activity.